UGGAAUGUCUGCCAUUUCAAUGCUCUCCCGAAGUGGCUUCAGGACAACGAAUAUCUCCACAGAGGACACAGACCUCCUCUGCCGUCGUUUUUGGUGUGCUUUAAGUCGGUGUUCAGACUCCACACCGAAACGGGAAACAUAUGGACCCACGGAUUGGGGACAUUCCUCUUCCUCAUACUCUUCGUCUACUCGAUGGUCACCUUCAAGAACAACGAGCGCUCAUUCGUGGACCGACUGAUGCUCGGCAUCUACUUCUGCGGUGCGAUCACAUGCCUGGCCUUCUCGACACUGUUCCACACGUGCAGCUGUCACUCGCGAGAAGUGUCCAAAUUCUGUUCAAAGCUCGACUACUGCGGGAUCUCCAUACAGAUCAUCGGCUCUAUGAUACCGGCGCUCUACUACGGCUUCUACGACAACCGAGUCAUGUAUUUAACGUACAUCACGUUGGGUAUAGUCCUGUGUGUCAUCUCUAUAGUGAUCUCUUUGUGGGACAAAUUCGGUGAACCAAAGUUCCGGCCCUUCCGGACGGCCGUAUUCCUGGCGUUCGGCCUCUCCAACGUCAUCCCCGGCAUCCAUUGGGCCAUUGUCUUGGAGUCGCACCUCAUCGGCGCCUUCCUAUUAUUCAUACUCCAGGGCAUGCUCUAUGUCAUCGGCGCCCUCCUCUACGUUAUCCGAAUACCCGAGCGAUUCUUCCCCGGGAAGUGUGACUAUUGGUUCCAAUCUCACCAAUUGUUCCACAUUUUUGUUGUGAUGGCAGCCAUUGUCCACUUGAAUGGCAUUAAUGGUAUGGCAGAGUUGAGGCUCAAUGAGAUCCAAUCCAUUUCCAUGUCAUAA
This is a messenger RNA of Oppiella nova, 834 nucleotides long. NCBI's taxonomy places the organism in Eukaryota, Metazoa, Arthropoda, Arachnida, Sarcoptiformes, Oppiidae. The record is from the annotation of a GenBank genome assembly.